This is a messenger RNA of Paramecium tetraurelia, 1471 nucleotides long. RefSeq lists its product as uncharacterized. The record is from RefSeq and is a predicted model, not a curated record. The transcript is spliced from 2 exons. NCBI's taxonomy places the organism in Eukaryota, Ciliophora, Oligohymenophorea, Peniculida, Parameciidae. Gene Ontology annotation, biological process: protein phosphorylation. Gene Ontology annotation, molecular function: protein kinase activity; ATP binding.
AUGGGUGCUCAAUAAUCAGUAGCAGAGGGAAUAAUUAAAUCAAAGAACUUCACCAUAUUAGGGUAUAAGGAGAAUGAUAUUUAUGGAUCAUUCAAAAUAGUAGAAUCACAAGGAAAUUUAUACGCCAUGGUUUCUAAGACAUGUCAAAAUCAAGAGGACUAUGCAAAUUUGUGCAAGAUUUUAAAAGAGACUCAACAAUACAACAGCAUAAAUCAACUUGUGAAGUUGGUAGAAGUUGAUACUCAAGAAGAGUCCAAUCUAUGUAGUACUUUUUAUAAGGUUUCGGCCUUAUAUGAAUAUUAUGACAUUACACUCAGGGAGAUUACUAAAUAGGCAUCAGUAAAUUGCUUAUUUGUUCUGAAAUCAUUGUCUGAAGGAUUGAGAGAACUCUACACACAGAACUAAGUUCAUGGAAAUCUCACACCUGAUUUUGUAUUAAUUGAUAAAUCAAAAGGAGAAGUCAAGUUUAAUAAUUGCACUUAACUGACUGGAUAUAAUCAUUAUAAACGUAUAUUAGCUAGUGAUGGAUUGUGGUAUUUAUCACCAGAAUUAGUAACAGCAUUAGGAAAAAAGGAUCUACGACCUCAAUAUAAUCAUGAGAAGAGUGAAGUCUAUCAGUUAGGUUUGAUUGCUUUGGAACUUUGGGGAAAUGGUAAUGUUUAAUCAUUCUACGAUAAAUAAACCUACUCUUUGAACUAAAGUGUCAUUAAUGAAGCCAUCGAUGAAUUUGGUGUAAGAAAUGGUUAUGUUCUCAAAAAUGUUAUCAAAUAAAUGUUGUAAUUAGAUCCAAAUGCAAGACCAAAUAUGACAGAAUUAAGUACUUCUUUUGCCCAAUUAUAUGAUAUUUAAUUACAAAUCACAGAAGAUGAACCGAAAACACCAUUAAAUGUUUAAUCAGUAACUUAAUAAUAAGUUGUGACUUUAUGUGAAUUAAAUUAAGAAGAAUAACACUAAGACUUUGUUCAAAUCCAUAAAGAAUCAUUCCAAUUUUAAGAGUUAAGUAAUUCAAAUGAAGUGGGUAAAUAAAAUUUUGAGGAAUCACCAAAAAAGGUAGAAAAAUAACAUGUGGAGGUUAAUCCAUAAUCUGUAAAAUCUUCAGUUUCUUAAUCCAUAAAGGAGUAUUAUGUUACUGGAUCGAUUGCUGCUUAAUUUGGAUAGCUGGCUCUUCUUGAAAGCAAUCCCGAAUAUUAGUCCAAUGGCACUGCUCAAUUUGAGAAUCAUCAUGAUUAUGAUCAAGAUGUCUUACAAGAGAAACCUUAAAAUAUCUAACCUAAUUCAACUAAAAGCCACGAAUCUACUGUCAUAAAAAAGAGUGUUAAAGUGAACAGCAAUCCUCCUCCAAAUAAAAAACCAAUCUCAAUCAAGAGACCGAAACAUGAAUCAAUUGAAACCAAGCUUCCCAAAUAGGCAGUUGUUGUCAACAAAAGAAGAUGAAACAAAAAUAAUAUUUUUUAGUAUAUACUACCCAUUA